GGGCAGAGUGAGUGAGUGACAGGGUGUUUCCUGUUUUUGUAUUUGACGCCAUUUUGUUGCUUAAAUCAUCAACAUAGAGUGAAUUGGCUUGCAGCGGUGAGAAUGUUUGUAAAGAAAAGUUUGUUCUGAUGUAGUUUGAGGCUGGUUCUAGCAGUGAGGAUACUCCACUGGCUCCUCAAACCCUUUCCUCUUUGUUCCCUUCUCUGUAGAGUCCCCUGCGCUGGAGGGGUGGGGGGGGUCUGCAGGUGAUGAGUUCUGUACCUAUUGCCUGUCCCACUAGCCCCUCUCCUUGCUUGGGAUCAGGGCUCAACAACCUCUGCCCAUCAGGUUGUGUGGGCACCUCGUUUACAAUCCAGUUAGGGCUCACCAGGGAAUCUGUGCUACUCCCUAUCAGCACGGAUAACAGCUUGGCCAGAGUCAAAGAACUCGCUUGCUCUAUCGUGGACCAGAAGUUCCCAGAAUGUGGCUUUUACGGGCUGUACGACAACAUCCUCCUGUUCAGGCACAAUGUGAAUUGCGACAACAUCCUCGAGCUGGUGAAAUCGGAGAGCGACAUCCAGGAAGGUGACCUAAUCGAAGUCGUCUUGUCAGGUGCUGCAACCUUCGAGGAUUUCCAGAUUCGGCCACAUGCCUUGAACGUGCACUCCUACCGCGCCCCUGCAUUCUGUGAUCACUGCGGAGAGAUGCUCUUUGGGCUGGUGAGACAGGGACUGAAGUGCGAUGGGUGCGGACUGAACUAUCACAAGAGAUGUGCCUUCAGUAUUCCCAAUAACUGCAGUGGAGCCAGGAAGAGAAGGUUGUCCAACACCUCACUCUCUGGGUCCAUUACGUCGCGGUUGUCGGUUACAGAGCUGUUACCAGCAUCACCCAGUGAUGGACACUCGAAGAACCUGGCGGAAAUGCUGUCACUCAAGGAGAAGCGUCUGAAUUUGGGCACCCACGUGGGGCGACCGAUUGAGCUGGACAAGAUCUUCCUGACCAAGGUCAAGGUCCCUCACACAUUUGCUGUGCACUCCUAUACCAGACCCACGGUCUGCCAGUACUGCAAGAAACUACUCAAAGGCCUCUUCCGACAGGGGCUUCAGUGUAAAGACUGCAAGUUCAACUGUCACAAGAGGUGCGUCGAGAGAGUGCCCAAUGACUGUUUGGGAGAAUCCAGCAUUAACGGAGACCUGCUCAGCCCGGGCGUCGAUGUGGACGUAAACAUGGAGGAUGUGAGUGAGGACGGGGACAAGACCAUAACGGCGGACGAUUCCGACGAAACACCAACCAGCUCCGGCAACGCGGAGAACGGUUUUCCAGGAGACGAUGACCCCAACAGAAUGCUAAGUGACCCCAUGGCCUCCAACAUUCCUCUGAUGCGGGUGGUGCAGUCUGUGAAACAGACCAAACGGAAAUCGAGUCUGACUGUGAAGGAGGGCUGGCUGGUGCACUACAGUAACCGGGACGCUCUGAGGAAGAGGCACUACUGGAGACUGGAUUGCAAAUGCAUCACCCUUUUUCACAAUGACACGGGCAACAAGUAUUACAAGGAGAUCCCGCUCUCAGAGGUGCUGUCUGUGGAACCAGCAGACAAUGUCGGCUCCAUUGCCCACGGAGGGAAUCCGCCCUGCUUUGAGAUCCGAACCAGCAGCGUGAUCUACUUCGUCGGUGAGAGACCCCCGACCGUCCUGCAGCCAAACUCCGGGAGCCUGAGCGGCCUGGCAGGGCUCGAGGAGGCCAAGGCGUGGGAGAAUGCCAUCCGGCAAGCCUUGAAGCCAGUCAUCUUCCAGGAUACGGCCAAUGCCCAGGGACACGCACCACGCAGACAAGCUUCUGUCACCUUCUCCAUGGCCAACAGCCAAAUCCAGGAGAACGUGGACAUUGCCACCGUCUACCAGAUCUUCGCAGAUGAGGUUCUUGGAUCGGGACAGUUUGGUAUAGUUUAUGGAGGCAAGCACCGAGAGACCAGCCGGGACGUGGCCAUCAAGGUGAUCGACAAGCUGCGGUUCCCGACAAAGCAGGAGAGUCAGCUCCGCAAUGAGGUGGCCAUCCUCCAGGGCCUGUGUCACUCCGGAGUGGUCAACCUGGAAUGCAUGUUCGAGACGCCCGAGAAGGUCUUCGUCGUCAUGGAGAAACUCCACGGUGACAUGCUGGAGAUGAUCCUGUCCAGCGAGAAGGGGCGACUGCCAGAGAGGAUCACCAAGUUCAUGAUCACACAGAUCUUGGUCGCGCUCCGCCAUCUCCACUUCAAGAACAUCGUACACUGCGACCUCAAGCCGGAGAAUGUGCUUCUGGCAUCAGCUGACCCCUUUCCUCAGGUGAAGCUCUGUGACUUUGGAUUUGCUCGCAUCAUUGGGGAGAAGUCAUUCCGGCGCUCCGUGGUUGGGACACCGGCCUACCUGGCGCCCGAAGUCCUGUUGAACAAAGGCUACAACCGCUCGCUGGACAUGUGGUCUGUGGGGGUGAUUAUGUACGUCAGCCUCAGUGGCACCUUCCCCUUCAACGAGGAUGAGGAUAUCAACGACCAGAUCCAGAACGCUGCCUUCAUGUAUCCCCCCAACCCCUGGAAGGAGAUCUCACAGGAAGGCAUUGACCUCAUCAACAACCUGCUGCAGGUGAAAAUGAGGAAGCGAUACAGUGUGGACAAGUCCUUGAGUCACCCCUUCCUGCAGGACCACCAGACGUGGCUGGAUCUGCGCGAGCUCGAAUGCAAGAUGGGGGAGAGGUACCUGACUCACGAGAGCGACGACUCGCGCUGGGAAACGUUCGCCCAGACUCGCGCCUUGCAGUACCUGCCCCACAAGGCCAAUCGACUGCCCCCCACAGCUAGCUUCAAAGAAGACGACAUUCAGGGACUCAGUGAGAGGGUCAGCGUCCUCUAAACACCGUCCGACCACCUGGGAAAUGUAUUCUCCCCUACUUCACACCUGAGAAACCAGUCACAGAUCGAAGACAGUAUCGUGUCUCGAUGAUCAAAACCUCACUCCUGACAGAGGCGACUGGAUCUGGACAAGUGCACGUUCCUCCUGCCAUAAUUUUAGGACACGGGACUUUUAUCUGUCUGUUCCUGAGUGGGCGAGAAUGUAUCGUGGCGAAUGUACAGACACACCACCAGAUUUCUCAAGCAGGCAGUCAUAUGUGGCUGUAGAAAUCUGAGCUCUUCCCAUCUCAGCGCUGGGGAUAAGAUCUCUCCUGGCAGUUGAGUUGCAGAAUGAUACAUCCUCAGAAAGUGGCCAUAAGCUAUUUGGUUUUGGCUUUUUUUACAUAAAUUAUAGUUUGUAAAAGCAAAAAAUCUUCCUUGCUUUUUCCUUCCACUGCAGCUCCCUACCAACACUUGCCUGAAUCUAAACGGUGCGUGCACCAGCUCAUUGACGACAGUGUGCCUCACACAGCCCAGCUGUACCCUAAUGUCUGCACAGGUCACUCCUUCAGCAGGUUUUGGUGGGUUGCAGUGGUCGGGAGGGGGAGGGAGAACAUGUUACAUUUUUUUUUGUCCUGCACCCCCUCCCCCACUCCCCUCCCUACCCAGGCUGUUGCUGGGACCAAUCGGUGAGCUCUAAUGGGGCACCUCAUGUGGGCAUUGACUGAUGGGUGAGUUGGGAGCAGCGCAAGGGCAGGUAGCCUCCAUUUUGACAGAGCUUGCCCUGGCCGUUGACAUCAAGGUGCAACCAUUCUGUGUGUGAGAGAAGGAAGGGUUGUUUGUGGGAGGUGUAGGAAGGGAAGUGGGUGUCCUUGGGCACAUGCAACAAUGGUGAAAUCUCCCUGAAACUGAUUGGAACGGGAUAGAGAGGUAGUGGUGAGAGCGGGACAGUUCGUAGUACACAGUAGAUGUUACAGUGUAGUGGUGAGAGCGGGGCAGUUCGUAGUACACAGUUCUUAGGACACUAGGAUGCCUUAGAAACUCCACAACCACAAGGGGGAGUGUUCCCACUGUACACCUGCCGAUAGUUUUCUGAGGACUUUCUAUAUUUAUAUCUUGCUGUACAAACCUGAGAUACAAAAACAAGUUCAGCUCUUUUUUGCUACCAGUAGCUUUGGGGGUUUGAUGACCUGUGAUUACUUGAUGUGGCUCUCCAAGGUGAAUUUGUGCAUGGCUCUUUUAUUUAUUUGGGAAGGGGCUGGUUGGUAUUUGGGUACGAGGCAGCGUUGCACAACAGCUGGUGAGAGUUGCGGGUCACUCUCCCGGACAAGUUGACCCAGAACAAAAGCUCUGGCCAUUUGCUCUCCUUGGAACGUAUCAUUCAAGGACGUCCUGAAUUCUGGUCAGACCCCACCUGUUACGUGAGGCUUAAUAGGUCGCACCCUUGCCUCUUAGAAACCAAAGGAUGGGGAUUCCAAUCGCACUCCAGCCCAGUGGCUCAGCAGGUAGAGCCACUGCCUCCUGGUGCCAGAGACCCGGGUUCAAUCCCGACCUCCGGCACUGUCUGUGUGGAGUGGGAUCCCCCUGCCCCCUGGUGCUCUGGUUUUCCUCCCACGUCCCAAAGGUGUGUGGGCUGGUAGGUUAACUGGCUGCUGUAGAUUGCCCCUGAGGUGUAGGUGAGGGGUAGAAUCUUGGUGGGGGAGGAGGGUGGUAGUUUUUUAAAAAAAAGGGAUUAAUGCCAGUAGGUAGUUGAUUGUGGGCCGAAUAGCCUGUUUCUGUGCUAUCUCUCUAUGACAGGCUUGGUGCUCCCCAUAAGAAUACUAAGGGAGUUCUGCUCAGUCAGAGAUGCCAUCUUUCACAUGGGACAUUAAACCCAAGACCCCAUCAGUUCCGAUGAAGGGUCUCAACCCAGAACAUCGACCAUCCUCCUGCCUUCACAGAUGCUGCCUGACCCGCUGAGUUCCUCCAGCAGUUAAUGUUUUGCUCUGAAUUUCCAGCACCUGCAGUCUCUUGUGUCCCUUGUCCAUUCUCUUAGGUGGAGAUUAAGGAUCCCAUGGUACCAUUUUGAAGAAAGGCAGUGGAACCAGCCCUACCACCCUUAACCCUCAACCAUCAGCUCAUCAUUUAGCUGUUUGUGGGAACUUGCUGUGCAUAAAUUGGCCGCUGCGUUCCAACACAAGUGAUUACACUCAAAAGCGUACUUUGGUGCUUGAGGUCAAGAAUGAAUGAAUGUUUGCUCUUUUGUUAAGUGAUGGGAGAGCAGGCAAGGUGAACAGAUGAAUGUUAUGGGAUUCCUGGUGCAGGCAGUCCUCUGGUUACAGAUGUCCAACUUACCGACACCUGUACAUACAAACGAGCUCCCAUGAUGUAAUUAAAUUCAAUAGUAUGAUGUCCAUACAUAUGGAUGGUAGAACUAGUUUCCUCUCUCUCCACGUUUAGUAAUUGUUCUUUCUUAUCAGUGUAAUGUGCUUUUGAUGCCAUUUAUUACAACACUGUGGAGGUAUGGUUACCACAUUGAGUGAUUUUUGUGUAUUUUCUGACUUACGGAUAAAAUCGACUUGUGGAUGUCUGUGAAAUUGAAGCCCGUUCAUUACCACAGGGCAGCCUGUAGGUGUGAGAGCACAAGACACCCCACACACCCCUUCCUUCCCAUGCUCAGUGGCUCAAGCUGCUAAUCAGAACCUCUCCCAAGUGGCUUUUGCUCUUGAGUGUCCAGAUGGUGAGAUUCAGCAGACUAUUUGACUGUGGCAGGCAUCGCAGUUCAUCUUGGCCAUGAAAGCUUGAGAAUAUUUUGGCAGAGGGUUAUAGGAGAGCCGGCAGAGCAGGAAACCCAGAUGGUUUCCCACACCCCACUCCAAAAUGUGGGGAGGGGAAGGGGUCAGUAUAAAUGGUAGCAAAAACCUGCUGUUGGUGCCUUCACUAGAAGAUUGCACAUGAUAGAUCUGUUACUUUUGUGUGUGUGUGUCGUCUGUGUGUUUGCCUGUUUCCUCUGUGUGUGUGUGUGUGUGUGUGUGUGUGUGUGUGUGUGUGUGUGUGUGCAUAACUCUUGUUUAUAAAUCUCCAUCUGAGUGUGUGUGUCUUUAUUUCUGUGUUUGGGAGUUUCCUCUGUGUGUGUGUGUGUGUGUGUGUGUGUGUGUGUGUGUGUACACGCAUAACUCUUGUUUCCAAAUUUCUCUGUGUGUGUGUAGGUCUCAGUCCAUAUCGACCUCUGUAUCUCAUCAGCUUCUGUCUGCUGAGUCUCUGGGUGUCUUUCAGAUUUUUUUUAUUUGUAGAAAAAAUUACCUUGACCUGUUUAAUAAAGAGAAGUUUGAACACGUG
Molecule: messenger RNA, 6160 nt
Organism: Pristis pectinata (smalltooth sawfish)
Lineage: Eukaryota; Metazoa; Chordata; Chondrichthyes; Rhinopristiformes; Pristidae
Gene: prkd2
Product: protein kinase D2
Exons: 18
Coding region: 249-2864 (871 amino acids)
Biological process (GO): protein phosphorylation
Molecular function (GO): protein serine/threonine kinase activity; ATP binding
Source: RefSeq, a predicted model, not a curated record